AUGCAUUUUAAAAAAUAUUUAGCUAUUUUUGUAAUAUUUGCAAUCUUUGCAAUUCAAUUUACUGUACAAAGUUCUGAAAAUGAUGUUUCUACAAGCAAUGAAUCAAAUGAAGAAAAAACUAAUUUAUUACAAGAGAAAUCAUCAUCAAGUUCUUCCGAAGAAAACGUUGUUACUAAACUACCCCAAGUCCUUGAAAAUAAUGAAGAAACAACUAUAGCUACUAGUUUAAAAGAAAAACCAACAAAAAAAGAAACUAGUUUUAAAUCUAAAAUGACCAAUUUUGGAAAAAAUUUAAAAAAUAAAUUAAGUGAAACAAGUGAAAAAUUUAAAGCUAAAUUACAAGAUACAGGAGCAAAAAUGAAAGAUACUGGAAAAAGAUUAAAAGAAAAAACUGUAGAUUCACAUGCUGGAAAGAAAGCUAAAAAAGUGGCUGAAAAUGUUAAAAACAAUUUACAAAAAUUUUCAUUAGGAAUUAAAGACAAAUUAGCUAAACUUUUUUAA
Molecule: messenger RNA, 501 nt
Organism: Strongyloides ratti
Lineage: Eukaryota; Metazoa; Nematoda; Chromadorea; Rhabditida; Strongyloididae
Exons: 3
Coding region: 1-501 (166 amino acids)
Source: RefSeq, a predicted model, not a curated record